This is a messenger RNA of Pelecanus crispus (Dalmatian pelican), 2307 nucleotides long. It is a transcript of the gene EPB41L5, whose product is annotated as erythrocyte membrane protein band 4.1 like 5. Lineage: Eukaryota; Metazoa; Chordata; Aves; Pelecaniformes; Pelecanidae. Gene Ontology annotation, molecular function: cytoskeletal protein binding. Gene Ontology annotation, cellular component: cytoskeleton. Gene Ontology annotation, biological process: actomyosin structure organization. The record is from RefSeq and is a predicted model, not a curated record.
AUGCUGAGCUUUUUCCGUCGAACCCUUGGACGGCGGUCUAUGCGUAAGCAUGCGGAGAAAGAACGGCUAAGAGAGGCCCAAAGAGCUGCAACCCACAUCCCUGCAGCUGGGGAUGCAAAAUCCAUCAUUACUUGCCGAGUAGCGCUGCUGGAUGGAACAGACGUCAGCGUGGACUUACCGAAAAAAGCCAAAGGCCAGCUCCUGUUUGAACAGAUCAUGUAUCACCUGGACCUUAUAGAAAGCGACUACUUUGGAUUAAGGUUCAUGGAUUCUGCACAAGUGGCACAUUGGUUGGACAACACAAAAAGCAUUAAAAAGCAAGUUAAAAUUGGCCCACCGUAUUGUCUGCAUUUUCGUGUAAAGUUUUACUCAUCAGAGCCCAACAACCUACGUGAAGAGCUAACAAGGUAUUUAUUUGUUCUGCAGCUGAAACUGGACAUUCUUAGUGGAAAAUUGGAAUGUCCUUUUGACACAGCCGUCCAGUUGGCAGCUUAUAACAUGCAAGCUGAACUUGGAGACUAUGAUCCUGUUGAACAUGUCCCUGAACUGGUGUCUGAGUUCAGGUUUGUUCCUACUCAGACUGAAGAGAUGGAACUAGCCAUUUUUGAGAAGUGGAAGGAAUGCAGGGGGCAAACACCAGCACAGGCUGAAACUAACUACUUAAACAAAGCUAAGUGGCUGGAAAUGUAUGGUGUAGACAUGCACAUAGUCAAGGCAAGAGACGGCAAUGAUUACAGCCUGGGACUAACACCUACAGGAGUUCUUGUCUUUGAAGGAGACACAAAGAUUGGUUUGUUUUUCUGGCCAAAGAUAACAAGGCUUGACUUCAAGAAGAACAAACUCACUCUAGUUGUUGUUGAAGAUGAUGAACAGGGAAAGGAGCAGGAGCACACUUUUGUCUUUAGACUGGAUCAUCCCAAAGCCUGCAAACACUUGUGGAAGUGUGCAGUGGAGCAUCACGCCUUCUUCCGGCUCCGAGGUCCUGUCCAAAAAAGCUCAAGUCGAUCAGGCUUCAUUCGGUUAGGAUCCCGGUUCCGAUACAGUGGGAAAACAGAGUAUCAAACCACCAAGACCAACAAAGCCAGAAGAUCGGCAUCCUUUGAAAGAAGGCCCAGCAAGAGAUAUUCAAGACGAACACUGCAAAUGAAAGCACAUGCUGCUAAACUUGAAGAAACAAGUACUGCAAACCAUGCUGUUACCAACCAAACUAAUGGAUCACAAAUCUGGAAUGCAAAGCCAAACCUACCUGUCCUAACAGCAGUUCCUUCUACCCCAGUCUUAGUGGAAAUAGAAAACCUCCCAAGAAGUCCAGGAUUCAGCCAGCAAGACAAGAAGUGUGUACCUCUUGUUGAUUUGCUAGACAGCACGGAGUUGCCAGAAACUUGUGUUGAUGACACCAUAGGACGUCCAGUUGCUGGCUUGGCAACAGGAGAUUCAGAAGAGGCUGUUAGUUGCCCUCAUCCUGGCACAAAGGAAACUGCUGCUGAAAAAGCAGACUCUGAUCCAUUUGAAGACACGUUCCUAAAACUGAAACAGCUGGAGGCAGAGCGCAGCAGCCCCGUGCCAACUGAGCGUCCCAAUGUAAACAUAAAUGUACAGGAUGAAGUGGUAAAGUUGACAGAUAAAUGUCUUAACAAUGCAAUUGAGAGCCCCAUCAUAGCAGCAACGUGGCUUCCAGCAGAUAUCAAAAGCAAUAUCCUGAAGGCCCACGCAGAAGCAGGGCACAAGGUUGUAAGAGAAGACAGCCUGACAGGUGUCAAGAAUUCCAAUAUUCAGGAUGCUGCUGCCAGGAACAUUCUCCUGUCAGGCAAAACACAGAGUAGUCCCCCAGCAACCAGUCCAGUAUUUCAAGACCCAGGAGAGCUGCUGAAAGCAACCCCUGCCUUGAACACCUUUGUUCUUAAUGCGUUAAAUGAGGACAAUGCUGCCUCUAACCAUGAGGACCUGCUGAUUCCAGCUAGUCUGGCUCCAGCUGAGGAGGCUGCUGUUUCAAAGAGCACUCCAGAUGACCAGGACGUUUCCUUAACAUCAUUGACAGAGAAUCUAAUUGACUUUACAGAAGCCACACCUCGGGUGUCUUCCCAGCCCAUGAUAACCCCGAGGUGGAUAGUGCCAACUGGACUGAUUUCCAAUGGGCCUUUGGGAAGUGAUGUUGCCUUAGCUAUGAAGGCCGUGAAAGGCAGCAUGGAGACUCUGUUGUCACCAGCUGGACUGCCACCACCCCAGCAGGCAUCCGAAGUCCUUGCAAGCCCAGUUACUGAGGAUGCUACAAUAAGAAUGAAAUGUUUACUCACCACUGAACUGUAG